This is a messenger RNA of Daphnia carinata, 1554 nucleotides long. RefSeq lists its product as uncharacterized. Gene Ontology annotation, molecular function: nucleic acid binding. Gene Ontology annotation, biological process: DNA integration. The coding region runs from base 1 to 1554 and encodes 517 amino acids. The transcript has 2 exons. The record is from RefSeq and is a predicted model, not a curated record. Lineage: Eukaryota; Metazoa; Arthropoda; Branchiopoda; Diplostraca; Daphniidae.
AUGUCAAAAUCAAGAGUAGCCCCGCUUCGAGGUGAUAACAAGAUGCUCACACUGCCUCAACUAGAACUAAUGGCAGCUAUCGUUGGUAUUCGAAUAGCCAAGACCAUUCUGAAAUCUUUUGCGCCCCUACACUACAAGCCAAAAUGCAUCCUGUGGUCGGAUAGUCAAAUCGUUCUCUAUUGGUUGACCCAAGCAAACACAAAGAAAUCUCAAUUCGUCGGCAACCGUGUGAAAACGAUGUGUGAUUUUAAUAAGGAACAUGAAGCUAGUUGGCGGUAUUGCCCAACGCAUCAGAAUCCGGCGGAUCUUCUCACCCGAGGAAUAACCUAUCGACAAUUUUCAUCAAGCUAUUGGUUUAGAGGACCGACUUGGCUUCCCAACAGCAAAAGUUGGCCAGAGUGGAACAUGAUACAAGAAUCAACUUCCUUAAUCCAUAUGGCUAGUGUAAACAUAGAGCCAUCCCUGAAUCACGUUGAAUCACAAAAAGGUGGAGGCAUUUCAUCAGUGUUCGAUAUAUCUCGAUACAAGUGGUCCUCUUUGAUAAGAGUGACAGCCAUUGGCAGGCGUCCAGCAUUGGUCUCCCAGCUUGACUUAUUCAUCGGAAAGGACGAACUCAUCCAUUGCAAUGGACGGUUGGGGAAUGCGUCCAUCAGUGCCACAGCUAAACAUCCAGUGUUACUACCCACAAAAUCAAACGUGGCCAAGUUAAUAGUGCAGGCAGUUCAUGAGCAAGUUAUGCACAGUGGCGUGAAGCACACAGUGUCAGCUGUAAGGCAAAGAUUUUGGAUUCCACGCAUCCGUCAAGUAGUCAAGAACAUCUUACAUUCGUGUGUCACUUGCCGCCGCGUGAAUGGACCUCCGCAUGCAACCCCGAACGAAGCACCACUACCACCGGAAAGAGUGACCAAUGCUUUGCCAUUUACGGUCACAGGGGUGGACUACACUGGCGCAUACGUCAUAAGAGGACCAAACGAAGCUCCAAAACAAGAUCAAAAUGUUUACAUUCUACUUUUCACGUGUGCGACCUCAACGGCAAUUCAUCUAGAAGUCGUGGAAGAAUUAACUACAAAGGCAUUUAUUGAAGCUUUUCGCUGCUUCACUACACAUCAUUCGAUACCAUCUGUUAUCAUGUCGGAUAACGCAACAACUUUUGAAUGCGCGGCAAAAGCCUUUAGAAAAAUCUUCACCAAUCCUGGACUCAUCCGACAUCUAUCAGAUAUUCAAAUCGAGUGGCGAUUUAUCCCAAAAAGAGCUCCAUGGUACGGUGGAUUUUGGGAACGGCUGGUGGGUGUAACAAAAAGAACUCUGGAAAAAAUUAUUGGACGUUCAAAACCGACAAUGAGUGAAUUUAGAGCCAUCGUAGCGGACGCUGAAGCAGUCAUCAACGAUAGACCACUGGAGGAACCAUCAUCAGACCUACAAGACGGGGAGACACUCAGCCCAGCACACUUAAUGUAUGGACGACGUAUAGUCAGCCUUCCAUUCAACAGCGAAAUGGCGGAGGAAAUAUUAGACCCCUCAUUCAAAGAGGAACCUUCAGACAUCAAAAAGUAG